GGUCACGCUGUUCAUAAGGUUUGUUGCGUCUAGCACUUGUUUAUAAUUAAAAUUAUAAUUAGUUAAAUGGCGGACGAUCUACAAAACUACAAAUUGCAGUUGCAACAGGGGUGCCUCAGAACCCAUUUCAGCGCUAAGUCGUGUUGAUGUACAUAAAAAAACUUACAAAUAAUGGGCUCUCUGCGAAUUCUAUGGCACCCCCGAAACUUUUUUUUUAUGAUGACUGCUUUCGCUGUUUAAAAAUCAUAUAUUGUGACAUUUGUGAUGGUUGAAGCAGCUCUUCAAACUGACCCAGAAAAUGACGAGCUUUUAAAACUCAGAAGUGAUCUUGGCGAAGUCAUUACUCUUACUCGCGAUCUAAUACAAACUCAACUAGAAGAACAACAUAAAUCCUCAUAUGUGGAGCCGUCUUCAACUAAAACAGCGUCCUCUAAUUAUUUCGACGAAAUUGAAGCUGCACUUUUAGAAGCAGAAAAAUUAGUCUCAGCUGCUAAGAUUUGGAAGAUUGGGGACAAGUGUCAAGCUAAAUGGAAGGAAGAUCGUCAGUACUACGACGCAACUAUUGAAGAUAUAUCAAGCAAAGGCGAAGUCAAUGUUAUAUUUGAUGCCUAUCAAAAUCGAUCUACGACAAAUGUCAACGAGCUGCGAGAACGCACUACUCGCAACGAAGUUUUUCCUUCCAACAAGCGUCACAGACCCAAUCAAAAAGAAUACUUAAAAAAACGGAAGCAAAAAAAACAACAGCGAUUCAAGGACUUGGAAGAGGAACGUGAAUCCGACAAAAAUAAAUGGCUAAACUUCACCACUAAAAAUCAAAAAAAAAACGGUUUAAAGGCAAAAAGUAUAUUCGCCUCUCCGGAUAAUGUAAGCGGCAGAGUAGGAGUCGGUACAUGUGGGACUGCAGGAAAGGGAAUGACUGAUUUUACUGUGGGCGAAAAAUAUAGAAAGGGUCUUUAAACUGUUAAGUUAAUUUCCGUUAAAAUAAAAUGUAAAAAACAUUUA
Messenger RNA from Drosophila subpulchrella, 1002 nucleotides. It is a transcript of the gene Spf30, whose product is annotated as survival of motor neuron-related-splicing factor 30. Gene Ontology annotation, cellular component: cytoplasm; precatalytic spliceosome; nucleus. Bases 265 to 957 code for a protein of 230 amino acids. NCBI's taxonomy places the organism in Eukaryota, Metazoa, Arthropoda, Insecta, Diptera, Drosophilidae. Gene Ontology annotation, molecular function: RNA binding. Gene Ontology annotation, biological process: regulation of alternative mRNA splicing, via spliceosome; mRNA processing. The record is from RefSeq and is a predicted model, not a curated record. The transcript has 4 exons.